UUCGGCUUUACUGGAAAAAUGUUUCUCAUAGUGGGGUUGACAUUGACUUUGAACAAUUGAGUAGAUGAGGAGCUCGCCUCUUAAUUUUUCUUCUAGCCAAAUUACCUGAGAGAGCUCUCAUCUGAGAAUUUUGGGCAGCAUCUAUGUAUGGCUACUGAGUUUGAAGACUCUGUUUCCAAUAAACGAAGCAGGGACAGUGCAUCCAGCUCUGUUUUUCAUAAGCGGUGGAGGCACGAUGUCUCUGGGUCUUAUUCUCCCAAAAGAUGGACGUACGACGUCUUCCUGAGCUUCCGAGGUGAAGACACACGCUGGUCCUUCACCAGCCACCUCUUCCAUUCCUUGGAGGAGAAAGGAGUCAAUGCGUUCAUAGAUAACAGUCUUCCGAGAGGCGAAGACAUAUCAUCACAGCUCAUAGACACAAUCAGGAGCUCCCGGAUCUUGGUGGUGGUCCUCUCGAAAAACUAUGCCAACUCAAGUUGGUGUCUCCAGGAACUAUCUGAGAUCAUGGAGUGCAGGAAUAAGUCCCUUGGGCAGAUGGUCCUGCCUGUGUUUUACGAUGUCGAUCCUUCGGAUGUUCGGAAGCAGACCGGUUGCUUUGGAGAAGCAUUUGCUAAGUAUGAAGAGGACAAAGAUAAGGAGACCGUUGCUCGGUGGAGGGCUGCUCUCACUGAAGUUGGAAGUCUAUCCGGCUGGGAUCUGACAAACUCUGCCAGCGGCACGGAGGCGAAGAUUGUGAAGAAGAUUGCCCGUAGAAUAUGCAAUGAACUUAAUAACGCAUAUCUAGACGUUGCAAAAGACCCCAUUGGCCUUAGACCUCGAAUGAUCCGUGUGAAUGAACACGUAAAUGACCCCUCUGAUGAUGUUCGCUUUAUCGUGAUUUGGGGGAUGGGAGGUAUCGGGAAGACGACUCUUGCUAAAGCAGUUUUCAAUCAGUUCUUCCACUCUUUUGAAGCUAAAUAUUUUCUGGCCAACGUUAGAGAAAAUUCGGAGCAGCCUAAUGGUCUGGCCCAUCUACAAGAGCAGCUUCUUCAUGAUAUUAUCAGGUUUCAGAAGAUAGAAGUAGGAAAUAUUGACAGGGGAAUCAAUCAAAUAGAGAAAUUACAGACAUUUAAUAAAGACACAGCAGCUCUGAGACAACAUCCAACAGUUCUUGAUGAUGUAGGCCAUCGAGACCAGUUGAAGGCACUUGCAAGAGAGCGUGAAUGGUUCGGCCCUGGCAGUAGAAUCAUCAUAACAACUAGAGACCAUGACUCGGUGAAGGAGAUUAAUGCGAAUUGUAUUUAUAAGCUUCCCCCGCUAAAUGAUCAUGAAUCUGGACAACUAUUUAAGCAAUACGCCUUUCGAAAUUGUGAUCCUAGUGAAGAAUUUUUUAAGCUAGCAAAAGAUGUUGUAAGUUACUGUGAAGGCCUACCUUUGGCACUUGAAGUAUUGGGUUCUUAUUUGCUUGGACUAAGUGUGGAACAUUGGAAGAGCGCACUUGACCAAUUACGAAGAAAUCCUCACAGAGACGUACAAAAGAAACUUGAAAUAAGCUAUCAUGCCCUUGGGUGUACAGAUGAUAAGAAAUUAUUCCUCGACAUUGCAUGCUUCCUUGUUGGUUGGGAUAAGAAUCUUGUGGUCAAGGUAUUAGAGGCUCGUGACUUAUAUGUUGGGCUAGGGCUUGAUGUCCUCUCCAAGAGAAGCCUCGUCAAAAUCGACGACUACAACAAACUGGAAAUGCAUGACAUGAUUCAGGACAUGGGGAGGGAAAUAGUUCGCAGAGAGUCUCCGCAUGACCCGGGGAAACGGAGCAGAUUAUUCUCCCAGAAUGACAUCCUUGCCACACUUCGAACCCACUCUGUGAGUAUGGAACCAACCUCGAUGAGUAAACCCAUGCAUAUAACACUUAUUAGAAGAAGAUUUAUCGUUCGAAAUUUAAGAAUAAUAUGGCUCGCGCAGGUUACGGAACAGGUUCAAGGACUCGUGUCUAAUUGUCAUUUGGAGUUGGCUAAGAAAGUGGAUGCCAAAGCAUUUGAAAGGAUGAGGCUAUUAAGAUUGCUAAAGCUCAACUACCUACAUCUUGAUGGAGACUACGGACUCAUUUCGAAAGAGCUACGAUGGCUCUGUUGGCAUGGAUUUCCUUUAGACUUCAUACCAGAUGAACUCUACAUGGAAAACCUGGCUGUUCUCGAUAUGCAACAUAGCAAGCUUCGAUCGACCUGGAAAACUAAUUCCAAGGAGAUGCCUCGCUUGAAGGUGCUUAAUCUUAGCUACUCUCAUUUCCUGACCAACACUCCCGACUUCUCGGGUCUCUCGAAGCUCGAGGAGCUGAUUAUGAUCGACUGCGAAGAGUUGAUAGAAAUUGAUAGAUCCAUAGGUUGUCUGAAGGGACUUCUUUUGUUGAAUUUGAAAGGCUGCAAGAAGCUUAAAAGUAUACCGGACAGUAUUUGCAAAGUGAGAUCUCUACAACAUCUGGACAUUCGAGGCUGUUCAAACCUCAUGAGGUUACCGGAUGACUUUAGUAUCUUGGGAUGUCUGACAGAACUUCUAGCUGAUGCAGCUCUUAUGAUGCAAUCUCCUCAAACUUUCACCGACUUGAAGAACCUAUCAAAGCUAUUUUUAUGCGGGAUAUCGAAGAGGGAAGCCCCCAAGGAGAAUAAUUGGUAGAUUGCUUCUGUACGUGAACUAAGGUCAUUGACCGAUCUGAUAUUAGUGGACUGCAACAUAUCAGAUGAUGCUAAUCUAGAGGGCAUUGGGAACUUACAGUCCCUAAGAAGCUUCCACCUUUUUGGAAGUCA
Messenger RNA from Punica granatum (pomegranate), 2777 nucleotides. Lineage: Eukaryota; Viridiplantae; Streptophyta; Magnoliopsida; Myrtales; Lythraceae. The record is from RefSeq and is a predicted model, not a curated record.